Molecule: messenger RNA, 1438 nt
Organism: Rhinichthys klamathensis goyatoka
Lineage: Eukaryota; Metazoa; Chordata; Actinopteri; Cypriniformes; Leuciscidae
Gene: gimapl
Product: GTPase IMAP family member 4
Exons: 3
Coding region: 99-926 (275 amino acids)
Molecular function (GO): GTP binding
Source: RefSeq, a predicted model, not a curated record
AUAGACAUCUCCCUCCCGCGCCCUUCAAGAAGCAACCAGGAAAUCGCUCUUUUCUCCCGGAUUACUGACACGACUAAAGUUACAAACACGGAAUCGUCAUGAGCUCAAACAGACCAAAUUCAACUGCUGAUGACCAACUCGACCCUGAGGAAGAGAAGCGGUUGGCGGCAGCCGCCCGUGAGGCUAACCGUCUCCCCGAGCUCCGUCUGAUCCUGCUGGGCUGGAGGUGGCCGGGGAAAAGCCUAACCGGCAACACCAUCCUGGGGCGUGAAGAGUUUCGUCUGGAGCGUGCCGCCGAAUUCUCCGUGAAACGCGAAACCGAGGUGGAUCGGCGCAAAGUAACAGUAAUAGACACUCCUGGCUGGUUUUCAGCCCAGACCACACCGACAGACUAUCAGCAGGAGAUGGUCCGAAGUGUAAGUAUGUGCACACCUGGACCCCACGCAUUCCUGCUGGUCAUACCGGUGGGCAUGUUCACCGAAACGGACCGGGCUCGUAUAGAGGAGAAUUUGGCGCUGUUCGGAGAAGACGUGUGGAAGCAAACCUUGGUGGUGUUCACCUGGGCAGAGAUUUUGAAGGACAAGUCCAUAGAAAGGCAUAUACGAAGGGAAGGUCGUGACCUUCAGUGGGUGGUGGACAAGUGUAAGAAGAGGUACCACGUCAUCAAUAACUAUAUUUUUGGCGAGCACCCGCAGCUGCCUCAGCUGAUGGAGAAGGUUGAGAAGAUUGUAGCUGAAGAAGGUGGUUACUUCAUCCUGAAGGCAGAUGAAACCAAAACACAAAGUCAAACUCCGAGUCUGAACACCAAUUCAGUGAAAGAGAACAGGGAGCUUGGCGCUAGACCCAAACAGAACGGCUCCUGCAACUCGCUGCGGGCCAUGGACGUGGAUCCUCCACAGAGUUUGGCUGAAGGAGUGAGUGACUAAUGCUGUGUGAACAGUUCCAGUACUGCUGUAUUCAUUACCUCAAUUCCACUGCACUUAAUAGUGCCUAAAUUAUUAGUCAAAUACCCACAUAUCAGUCCACCAGUCCAAGCAGCUUCAGGUUGUAGGGUUUAUAGUAAGCAAUUGUCCCUGUAGCUUAUUCUUCUCAACCUAGAUAUAUAACGGAUAAGACGCAGCUCAAAUUACUAUCAUCAAAAGACAAAUUUGUGUUAGUAAAUCAGUAGUACAAUACUGAUUAAAAGUAUAUCACUACUAUAGUUACACACUGACUCAUGGGUGACCAUGUCCUUUUAAACUAUUAUAUGUGAUGCUGAGAAAAUUGAGGUACAGUAUUGGUGUCUAGUAGAACAGAAACACUCCACACUCAUAAAUUAUUUGCACUUAAUUGCUUGUAAAGUGCAUCAACGAAUGCACUAAUACAGUUAUCAGAGAUUGGAGUCUAGUCAUUAUAAUAUAGCAUGGGUUAGUUACGUUGGUGACAGUUAUAAUGGAUU